Messenger RNA from Malaclemys terrapin pileata, 2520 nucleotides. It is a transcript of the gene BCS1L, whose product is annotated as mitochondrial chaperone BCS1. Gene Ontology annotation, cellular component: mitochondrial inner membrane. Gene Ontology annotation, biological process: protein insertion into mitochondrial inner membrane from matrix; mitochondrial respiratory chain complex III assembly. NCBI's taxonomy places the organism in Eukaryota, Metazoa, Chordata, Testudines, Emydidae. Bases 1075 to 2334 code for a protein of 419 amino acids. The transcript has 8 exons. The record is from RefSeq and is a predicted model, not a curated record. Gene Ontology annotation, molecular function: ATP hydrolysis activity; ATP binding.
AAAGGGGAACUCGAGAGGAGGGUUCUGGCUCCUUUACGGGAGGGGCAGACCCCAUGAAAGGAGGAGGUGUGGCGGGAUCGGGGCCUCUGUCCAGCAGGGUCAGGCUCCCUCAGCAUGGCCCUUGUAAUGUUGCCUGUUGCAGCUGGCGCACCAAGCCAACCAUCUCCCUACCCGCUGAGAGCUGCGGCCAUGUGUUGGCUGGUUACAGGCUGGGGUCAGGACUCCUGGGUUCUUUCCCUGGCUGUGCAGGGAGUCAGCCUGUUGAGCAGGUGGAGACCCACGACUUCUGGAUUCUGUUCCUGACUCUGCCAUAACCUCCUGCUCCCCUCUGAGCUGCAGCUUCCCCAGCUCUGCAAAGGGGGCGGUCAUGCUCCCCCCACCCCUGUCCCAGGGCCACGUGAGGCUUAAGUCACUGAUGCAUGUAAAGGGCAUCAAUCUGAAAAAUGCUGGAUCUCCUCAUUGGUGGGAAGGUGCAGCCCAAGGAGAGAGCAGGUCCCUGCGAUACAAUCAACUUAUUUAUACGGCACUUUUUGUACAACAUGUGUGGCAAACUACUCGACGGGCUCCCUCAGUAACAGGGCAAGAGAACAUCAGGGAGGUAGAGGUUGGGACAGGACUUGAGGAUUAAACCUAACUGCCACCCAAAUUCUGCAUCCUGUCGAUGCCCCUGUUACUAACGAUCCCUCGCUUUUAGAGAGCCGUUGCAUCGGUGGAUCUCACAGCGCCUUGCAGACAAGGCCAGUAUCAUCACCUGUGUUUUACAGACGGGGAGAUGGAAGGGAAGGGACUUGCCCUAAAUCAAGCCAAGAAUAGAACCCCCUCCAGUCCUCUGUCCACUACCCCACGCUGUCUUACAAGGGAACCAUUUCCACUGCUUGAUCCAGGACGGCUCUGUGGCUUUGGACCUUCCACUGCCAUCACAGACGGGGGAGGCUGCUUCUGUCUCCGUCGCCUCCAGGCCCCCAGCUGCCCGGGACAUGCCUUCGGGAUGCAACCGGAGGUGCAUGCAGGUUUGUUUCUGGCUGGCAGAGACGAUGCCAUUGAAAGGAGCCGCGUGACUCCCCCGGCCCCACCAUGCCCUUUUCUGACUUUGUCUUAGCACUGAAGGACAAUCCCUACUUCGGGGCUGGCUUUGGCCUGGUAGGGGUGGGCACGGCUCUGGCUUUGGCCCGGAAGGGGGCCCAGUUUGGGGCGGUUGCUUUUCGCCGACACUACAUGAUCACCUUGGAGGUGCCCAGCAAGGACAAGAGCUACCAGUGGCUGCUGAGUUGGAUCUCGCACUAUGCCAAGCACACUCAGCACCUGAGCGUGGAGACCUCGUACCUGCAACAUGAGAGCGGGCGCAUCAGCACCAAGUUCGACUUUAUCCCCAGCCCUGGGAACCACUUCAUCUGGUAUCAGAGGAAGUGGAUCCGCAUCGAGCGGAACCGAGAGAAGCAAAUGAUCGACCUGCACACGGGGACCCCCUGGGAGUCAGUGACGUUCACAGCCCUGGGCACCAAGCGGGAGAUCUUCUUCAGCAUCCUCCAGGAAGCCAGGGAACUGGCUCUGAGGCAGCAGGAGGGGAAGACAGUCAUGUACACGGCCAUGGGUGCCGAAUGGCGGCCGUUUGGCUUCCCGCGCCGCCGUCGGCCGCUCGCCUCCGUGGUGCUGGAGAAGGGGAUCUCGGAGAAGAUCGUGCAGGACGUAAAGGAGUUCAUCGAGAACCCCAAGUGGUACAGUGAGAGAGGAAUCCCGUACAGGAGGGGCUAUUUGCUUUACGGGCCCCCGGGCUGUGGGAAAAGCAGCUUCAUCACGGCCCUGGCCGGGGAGCUGGAGUACGGCAUCUGCCUGCUGAGCCUGAGCGACCGCAGCCUCUCCGAUGACCGCCUCAACCACCUCCUCAGCGUGGCGCCGCAGCAGAGCAUCAUCCUCCUGGAGGACGUGGACGCGGCCUUCGUCAGCCGGGACCUCGCUGUGGAGAACCCAACUGCCUACCAGGGCAUGGGACGGCUGACCUUCAGUGGCCUCCUCAACGCGCUGGAUGGCGUCGCCUCCACGGAGGCCAGGAUCGUCUUCAUGACCACCAACCAUGUGGACAGGUUGGACCCAGCCCUGGUACGCCCUGGCCGGGUGGAUCUGAAGCAGUACGUGGGACCCUGCUCCCGCUGGCAGAUUUCCCGCAUGUUCCAGCGCUUCUACCCAGACCAGCCGGUGGCUGCCGGGGACAAGUUCGCAGAGCAGGCCCUGCGUGUCUCCGAGCAGAUCAGCGCCGCCCAGGUGCAGGGCCACCUCAUGCUGUAUAAAGCAGACCCAGCCGGGGCCAUUGAAAACGUGCAGUCGAUUUCCCUGUGAGCGAGGGCGGGUGCUCUCAAAGGGGAGGGGCUUGCAGCGCCAUGCCUGGGAGUGACUCAUGGAGGACGUGAUAACCGUGAGGAUGCUGCUUUGUGACAGUCCCAGGGAGCCGAUCGCUCUCUGUUUUGCUACCUCAACGAGGCCUUGGGUUUCUAUUAAAAUAUAAAAAGAACUAGGACACCCUGA